Messenger RNA from Eruca vesicaria subsp. sativa (arugula), 297 nucleotides. The record is from the annotation of a GenBank genome assembly. NCBI's taxonomy places the organism in Eukaryota, Viridiplantae, Streptophyta, Magnoliopsida, Brassicales, Brassicaceae.
AUGCUAGAGACGAGUCAUUAUACUUACUUUGAUGCGCCUGAGGGAGACGAGCCACUUUCUUUGGACAUGGAAAGUAUGGGAAAAGGUCAGAUAUGGGUGAACGGUGAGAGCAUUGGUAGAUACUGGACGGCAACUGCAGCUGGUGACUAUGGUCACUGUAGUUACACCGGUGCAUACAAACAGAACAAGUUCCUCUCUGGCUGUGACCAGCCUACACAGAAAUACUAUCAUUUUCCGAGAUCAUGGUUAAAACAGAGCCAAAACCUAUUAGUCUUAUUUGAGUAUAUUAUAAGCUAG